AGGUCUGAACAUCUUAAUGUAUCCCUCCGCCUGCGGUAGAAGUGCUGAGGCUGGGACCGCCGCCAUUUUGGAUGUCUGGUCUGUUCCUCCUUCCGUCGAUUGAGAAGAUUGCACCUGUUUUCUGGUAUCGUAACGGCUGAGGAUGCCAGCUCCGAUCAGACUGCGGGAGCUGAUCCGGACAAUCCGGACGGCUCGGACCCAGGCCGAGGAGCGAGAGAUGAUCCAGAAAGAGUGUGCUGCCAUUAGGUCAUCCUUUAGAGAAGAGGACAACACAUACCGCUGUAGAAAUGUGGCUAAACUGCUUUAUAUGCACAUGUUGGGCUACCCGGCACACUUUGGCCAGCUGGAGUGCCUGAAGCUGAUUGCAUCACAGAAAUUCACGGACAAACGGAUAGGAUACCUGGGAGCCAUGCUGCUCCUGGACGAGAGGCAGGACGUCCAUCUAUUAAUGACGAACUGCAUCAAGAAUGACUUGAACCACAGUACACAGUAUGUGCAGGGACUGUCCUUGUGCACCCUGGGCUGCAUGGGCUCAUCCGAAAUGUGCCGUGACUUAGCUGGAGAAGUGGAGAAACUCCUCAAAACAUCAAACUCCUAUCUGAGGAAAAAGGCAGCUCUGUGUGCGGUUCACGUCAUCCGCAAAGUCCCGGAGCUGAUGGAGAUGUUCCUGCCAGCAACAAAAAACCUGCUCAGCGAGAAAAAUCAUGGAGUUCUCCACACGUCUGUUGUUCUGCUCACUGAAAUGUGUGAGCGAAGUCCUGACAUGCUCUCUCACUUCAGGAAGAAUGAGAAGCUGGUUCCACAACUUGUACGAAUCCUGAAGAACCUGAUCAUGUCAGGCUACUCCCCUGAGCACGAUGUGUCUGGCAUCAGUGACCCUUUCCUGCAGGUGCGGAUAUUGAGGCUACUGAGAAUUCUGGGAAAGGGUGAUGAUGAUUCUAGUGAAGCUAUGAAUGACAUUCUCGCACAGGUUGCAACAAAUACAGAGACAAGUAAAAAUGUAGGCAAUGCUAUCCUCUACGAAACGGUUCUUACGAUUAUGGACAUCAAAUCAGAGAGUGGACUUCGGGUUUUAGCGAUUAACAUUUUGGGACGUUUUCUUCUCAACAAUGACAAAAACAUCAGAUAUGUGGCAUUGACCUCUCUACUGAAGACUGUGCAGACAGACCACAAUGCUGUGCAGAGACAUCGAAGCACUAUCGUGGACUGCUUGAAAGACCUUGAUGUGUCCAUUAAAAGGCGUGCGAUGGAGCUGAGCUUUGCCCUGGUUAACGGCAACAACAUCCGGGGCAUGAUGAAAGAGCUUCUGUAUUUCCUGGACUCCUGUGACCCUGACUUCAAAGCGGACUGCGCAUCAGGGAUCUUCCUGGCUGCUGAGAAGUAUGCACCCUCCAAAAGAUGGCACAUAGACACCGUUAUGAGGGUUUUGACAACGGCAGGGAGUUAUGUCCGGGAUGACUCUGUGCCCAACCUCAUCCAGCUCAUUACAAAUAGUGUAGAGAUGCAUGCCUACACUGUACAGAGACUCUACAAAGCCCUCCUGGAUGACAUCUCUCAGCAACCUCUAGUACAGGUGGCAUCCUGGUGCAUAGGAGAGUAUGGAGACCUGUUGGUCUCAGGCCAGUGUGAGGAGGAGGAACCCAUUCAGGUUAGUGAAGAUGAGGUCCUGGAUGUUUUAGAAGGUCUUCUCGUUUCUAACUUGUCCACCCCUGUAACGAGAGCUUAUUCCCUGACUGCUAUCAUGAAGCUGUCCACCCGCUUCAGCAGCGUGAAUCGAAUCAAAAAAGUGGUGUCUAUAUACGGCAGCAGCAUAGAUGUGGAGCUGCAGCAGAGAGCUGUGGAAUAUAACGCACUUUUCAAAAAAUAUGAUCACAUGAGACCUGCAUUACUAGAGCGAAUGCCUAUUAUGGAGAAAACAGCCACUAACGGCCCAACAGAUAUUGCCCAGACCAAUGGAGAAACAGAUUCAACCAUCCUGGACACAAAGCAUCUGCCCAGCAUCACUCAACCAGCCAGUCAGGCAAAUGAUUUAUUAGACCUACUUGGAGGUAAUGAUGUGGUACCUGUUAUCCAAACAACUGUUCCCACAAAGCCAGCGUCAGCUGGAGGAGAACUGCUGGAUCUGCUGGGAGACCUUUCUCUGACAGGUGGUCCGACUCCGACCCCUGCUCCCUCUGUGCCCAUGUCCCAGCCCCCUUUCCUUUUGGACGGUCUCUCCUCGCAGCCCAUCUUCAAUGACAUUGCAGCGGGCAUUCCGCCAAUGACGGCGUACAACAAAAAUGGUCUAAAAAUCGAGUUCACAUUUGAGCGGUCCAACCCCAGUCCCAAUAUUGCAGUUAUCACCAUCCACGCCACCAACUCCACAGAGGCUGACAUGACUGAGUUUGUGUUCCAGGCUGCAGUACCAAAGACAUUCCAGCUGCAGCUUCUGUCCCCCAGCAGUAAUGUAGUCCCAGCACUCAACCAGGGAAGCGUCACGCAGGUCAUCAGGGUUCUCAACCCACAGAAGCAACAGUUGCGAAUGCGGAUCAAGCUGACAUACAAAUACUUUAAAUCUCACAACAAAGGCUCUCCUGUACAAGACCUGGCCGAGGUCAACAAUUUCCCCCCUCAGUCCUGGCAGUGAUUUGCUGCUACCCUUCUGAAUCUUAAAGACCCCCAGCAAGGGAACUAUGGGAAAGAUGUCCCCUCCCCAUUCCCAAAUGAUCCCCCGUGACAUCACCACAGACCGCUGCCCUGGGGUUGCAUGGGAAGCAGAGGAAUCUUCCUGACACAGUCAAGAGUUGAUGGUAUGAAGACUGAUGAUGAUGAUGAUGAUGAUGAAGACAAUUACAGCGGCAGUGAUGAAGAAAAAUCACAUCUCUCAAUACAUAUCUUUUCAUUUCUUUCUUUGCCCGUCUGUCUUUCUCUCUGCUUCGGGGUUGGUGCAGAAUGUCCAUACUCACACUUGCACUUAGUGUUGUGCACUCUCACUUAAUCUGUCCCUGUAGUGCACUCCCACACUCUGAUUCACCCUGCCGCCCAGGGCCCUCACAUGGGCAAACAUCACUCGUGGCCACUAUACGAAAGAGCUGCUUGUCUGUUUUGUUUGAUUUUUUUUUCAUGUUUUUAAUGGGUUUGGUGUAUUUUAAGAAAAAACAAACAAAAAAAAACAUACUGAAUUAAUUGCAAAAGUCUGAACAUCUGCACCUUAACCAUUUCAGAAUCAAGAGGAAAAUGGGUUGUGAUGAUGGCGCCUUAAAUUAUCGUUGUACAUGACUCUUCUUAAUUUUCGUGUAAGGUUGAUCUAAUGUCCUGUAAUAAAGUAUAUCAGAUGAACGCUCCGGAUGCAAGCUAUGUUGUGGCUGCACCGUAUUUCACAUGAAAGCGUUGCAGCUCAUUGUCUGUCAGCAGUAAUGUGCACACUGUCGGAUCGGUCAAGAAGUGCUUGACUUGCAUCACAUGAAUUGGCAAGUUCAUACCUUGAUUCUUGAUUUCUUGUUUCUAAGCAGGGCAGCGUCUAAAUGUCCAUGACAAUGAAACUGAAGGUGGAGGUGACUGAAGGAGAGGCUGUUGCUCGUUACUGUUUGCCCAGUUUACAUCACCCAAUAGUUUUGCAUCGUCAAAGCUGUACACUUUUCCCCAAAACUCUUAAUUUGGCAUAUAGUUGUUUUGUUUGCCUCUACUUAUCACAGAUGGUGUGUUCUUGUAUUGUUUUUUUUUUUUUAUUAAUCUUCAAAUACAUUUAUAUAGAUUGAAAAUAGCCUACACUAAAGAAGUUUGAUUCUUAGCGCAAUCCUUAAGAAUUGAAAUCUAAUAAAAAUGUAAAGUAGUUGAAGAACGUGAUCUUAAAACUCAAAUUGAUUUCUCACUAAAUUAACACAACUAGAGGCCCGGCGAUGUGUAAUGAGGUUAUGGUCAGCGUAGAUGCUGUAAAUAUAGACUUAAUAUAAGGCCUUCAUGAAUGUAGUUAUAUGCACUGAAUGGACUGUUUUUCUUUUGUUUGACUUUCUGCAGUGAUUUAAAGUACAGAAAUAUUGCCUGAUUUAAAGCAAUGUGCCUUUGUCAUAACUAGUUGAAAAGAAAACCCUCGUAAGAGUGUUUAUCAAUACAGGAAGAGCAAGAACAUGAUGUCUGAGGAGUAGAGGACCUUUUUGUUUUGCUGUCAUUUCACUCGAGUUCUCGUUCAGCGGGCGUCUGAAGUCGAGUGUCUUAUGUCUAGUGUCUCUUCUUGCAGCUUCCAAAGGCAGUUCGCAACAUUGACCUGAAUAUACCUCACAUUGUCUUCUUGUUUUGUCUUUGUCGAGUCGGAAGAGCACUCUGACUGUUUCAUCAAGUCAUCGAAAUGCUAUCAUCUCUCGCUGCUCUUCGUUUUCUUUGCGUAAUUACAUCGCUAUGCCACACUAAAGUCUGGUGACCAAAUCAAGAGAUGUUCUUAGGGCUUGGGAAAUAUUUUUAGCGAUCUUAUGUAUAUGGAGAAAAAAAAAAAAAGACUUCUCAUUCUAUUAGCCUCUUUGUGUUUUGUUGCGAUUCUUUCGAUUUCUUGGCUUUUUCUGUACAUACCGAGGGCUUUUAAGAUGCAUCAGCUGUUUCUUUUCAUCCCUUCUUAAGAUCCGGUUUUCUAAGACUUCCUUCCAGUGCUGCACAGUGUAUAAUGUUUGAAGCUGUCCCUCAGAAAAUAGUCUAAUUUAACAACUUACCUGUUUGAUUGUUUGUUGGAAAGAAAAUGUACUAUGUGCUGCCUGUAUAUUGUAUAUAAUUGUAAAACGCAUCAAAAAGAUCAAAUCAAAUAAAACCCCCGUUUGAAGACCUGUGACGCUCAGUUAGGGGUGUGAUGUGCACAUGAUCUUGAGUUUGCUUUGUUUUAACUAGAUGUGUGGUGGAUCGCAGUCAUGUACUACUGAAAGAAUGAAAUGCUGCGUAUGGAUGUAAUUUCUCCUUUUAAUAUGGUGGCCUGCAGCUGAUUUUUUUCCUCUUCUCUCAUGUACUCUAUUAUACAUAAUAAUGCAAUUUAAAGGGAUAGCUCACCCAACAAAAAAUUCUGUCAUUUAUCUCGCCCUCAUGUCGUUCCAAACCUGUAUCACUGACUUUAUUCUGUAGAACACAAAAGAAGAUAUUUUGAAGAAUGUGUGGGCAGUUUUUGUCCAUAUCAAGACUAGACUCCAUUGAUUUUUAUUAUAUGGAGACAUUUUUCAAUUUUAACAUCUUUUGUGCUACAGGUUUGGAAUAACCUGAACCGUCUUCAGACCUCUUUAUAGUAACAUUGCUAUAUUGAGGAAAGCUUAAAAACCAAAGUUUAAAGUUACAGUUUUCCUAUAAACCACAUCAAUGCAGUUUAGGCUCAUGCAUAUUCCCAAACAGACUUUUUUUUUUUUUUUUUUUGAGGCACGUGCUGUUUCAAAAUCACACUUUCUGAAUCUGCUGCUUCUUACACUAAGAUAUUUGCCGACUGAAGAGGGCGAAACGGCCAUCUGUGAACUUGCCACAUCUCUCAGCAAGAUUUCUCACACCGAAAUGAUUUUUUUUUUUUCAGCCGCAUGUGAAAAAAGCAAUGCAAAAAUUGUCAUUUCUACUCUUUAUGUAAACUUCCUAAAGUAAUGCAAGCUAAGUUCGAAUUCUCAAGUCACAAGUUCACACUAUAUCUUGCGAUACAUGCACAGACCUUUGUACAUUUGGAAAUAUAAUGUUGAUUCUCCAAUUAAUCUUCAUUAGGAAGCAGAUUUUCUUUCGGUCAGUCAGGGGGGAUUGAGCAUCAUUUGUUUGGGUGUAACUGCUUGACCAGGUGGACGUUGUAUCACUUGCUUGGAUGAUUGCCUUCUCCAUCAGAAUCCCUUUGUAAUCUGUAAAGGUAUCGGUUGUUUCUGAAGUGUAUCUAUACAUGUGCCCCAUGCAUCUCAGAUAUUUUACACUUGCUAUUCAACACAUCUGAACUUGUGCAGGAGGGGAGCACGACCCCAGUGAGUCUGACAUGCUGAACUGAAUCACAGUCCCAUGUCCUCGAGGAACGAGUGUUGGACUGAGUUCAUGAUGAUGGAUGAAAAUAACAUGGGAUAUUUUAGACUUAUGCUGUGUAUUAUUGUCUUUGGGUUGGAGAAAAUGAUCAAAUGAAAUAAUAAAAACAGUCAAACUUGA
This is a messenger RNA of Cyprinus carpio (common carp), 6111 nucleotides long. RefSeq names its product AP-1 complex subunit gamma-1-like. Gene Ontology annotation, biological process: intracellular protein transport; Golgi to vacuole transport; receptor-mediated endocytosis. The coding region runs from base 143 to 2626 and encodes 827 amino acids. The record is from RefSeq and is a predicted model, not a curated record. NCBI's taxonomy places the organism in Eukaryota, Metazoa, Chordata, Actinopteri, Cypriniformes, Cyprinidae. Gene Ontology annotation, molecular function: clathrin-cargo adaptor activity. Gene Ontology annotation, cellular component: AP-1 adaptor complex; Golgi apparatus; membrane coat. The transcript has 25 exons.